Messenger RNA from Emericellopsis cladophorae, 1287 nucleotides. Its product is annotated as putative TY3B-TY3B protein. The record is from RefSeq and is a predicted model, not a curated record. Bases 1 to 1287 code for a protein of 428 amino acids. NCBI's taxonomy places the organism in Eukaryota, Fungi, Ascomycota, Sordariomycetes, Hypocreales, Bionectriaceae. The transcript has 4 exons.
AUGCCCGGGCCAUCAACGCCACGCGACCUCGCGGCUAUUCUCACGACUCACGAGGCCAGCGCGCGCGCGGUAACUUCCGACGCGAGGACGAGCGCGAACCGCGGGUCUGGCAGCCGUGAGGGCAGCCGUGACAGCUAUCGCGGUGACAGCCGCGACCGCGAUAACGCACGCCUAUUCAAUCGCCGCCGCGAUGACAACAGUCGCCGCGAUGACAAUCGUGCUCACAACCGCGACCGUGGCAAGCGUGACGACAGACAAGGCUUCCGAACCCGCAAGGAGGUCAAGUUCGAAGAAGAAUACAAGAACAACGUGACGGAGGACGAUGCCACCGACGGCCAAGAGGAAGUCGUUAAUUUCGUGAUAACCCGCGAGGGCAAAGCCACGACGCAGGCUGCCGCCUUCGUUGACGCAAUGGCUGCCGCCGUCACAUCGGUCACUGAUAUUGCGAAGACCACGGGAAGGUUCAAAUGCAAUACCUGUGCCCGAAGACUAUCAAUCGCUGUGUGCCCUGAUUCCGGCUGCGGCACGCCCGUCAUUAACGCUAAAGUCCUUCAACAAUUCGACCACACGAUCGAACGUCGACACCACGCGACGAUUCGAGGCGUCGAUGGAGGGAAGACGGCUACAAACGAAUUCGCGAUCUUCACCUUCUUCGCCGCUGGCCGACAGAACGGUCAGAAUGUCAUAGCCAAGUUCCAAUCUGGGGCUUGGGUCCUGCCAUCCGUCGGCUCUAACGCCUUGCUCGGCAACGCAUGGCUCAAACCUUACGGAGCCUCUAUUGACUACAACAAGGAUGUCAUCAGGAUCGGCGCGUUGAACGACUUGGAGAUACCUAUCACGGUGGUUAAGGCAAAGGCUGCCCCGGUGAACAGGGUCGUCAAGGCCACAAGGGAUUACACGGUCCCAGCCGGUGCAAUAAAGCUCGUGCCAGCCUCGUGGAAGGAGCUGCCGUCAGGCAGAAGCUUCACCUUCAAUUCCACGCACCCACAGGCCAUGCACGCCCUCGUUAACGACCGCACGGGACCAAACAUCCUCCUUGUCAACUAUACAGAGGAAGACAUCACGAUCUCCCGCAAGCAACGCCUUGGCAGCGCCGCUCUAUCAGACCGCGAUAACCUCGAUGAUGCCGAGGGAUCUGAUGCGAGCAAAACACCCUAUCGCGAACACCACAAGGGUCCUCUACAGAUCACCAAGACCCCCGACCUACCUGAGACCAUCACAGACAACGGCAUACACGUUUACGCCGCCGAUGGCAGGUUCCGCGAUAAGGCGAUGGCGCUGCUAUAA